This is a messenger RNA of Durio zibethinus, 2363 nucleotides long. Its product is annotated as inositol phosphorylceramide glucuronosyltransferase 1-like. NCBI's taxonomy places the organism in Eukaryota, Viridiplantae, Streptophyta, Magnoliopsida, Malvales, Malvaceae. Gene Ontology annotation, molecular function: glycosyltransferase activity. The record is from RefSeq and is a predicted model, not a curated record.
GUAUUCCUCCCUUUCAAACCAAAGUUGGCAACUAAAAGGAAACAAGAAAGUAAAGUCCCAAGUCAAAACGGCACCGUACGCAUGAACGAAACGAACCUUCUUCAGUUCUUCAAAAUCAAAACCCCCAUGUUCAUCAACUUUUAAAUUCCCACUAUCAAUCCAAGAGAAAAAGAACGAAAAUAUUUUUUUUCUCGAGAAAAUCCGGACAAUUUUCUCGAGAAAAUCGAAUAAUAUGAAAUUCCCAGAACUCUGGAUCCUGUUAUUGGUCCUUUUGAUUACGAUCCAAUCCAAGGCGGCGUUGGAGGAUAAAGCUCGACCUUCAUCGAAAGAAGCUUACGUGACGCUUCUUUACGGAGAUGAGUUCCUUUUGGGGGUUAGGGUUUUGGGGAAAUCGAUAAGGGACACUGGAUCAACUAAAGACAUGGUCGUUUUGGUCUCCGAUGGGGUCUCUGAUUUUGCCAAGAAGCUUCUCAAGGCUGACGGAUGGAUAGUGGAGAAGAUAAGUUUAUUGGCGAAUCCGAAUCAAGUUCGGCCGAAGAGGUUUUGGGGUGUUUACACCAAAUUGAAAAUUUUUAAUAUGACUAACUAUAAGAAAGUUGUAUAUCUUGAUGCGGAUACUAUAGUAGUCAAAAGCAUUGAAGAUCUCUUUAAAUGUGAGAAAUUCUGUGCAAAUUUGAAGCAUUCUGAGAGGCUGAAUUCAGGAGUCAUGGUAGUGGAACCAUCUGAAGCUGUUUUCAAUGACAUGAUGGGCAAAGUGAAUACCUUGCCUUCUUAUACUGGAGGAGAUCAGGGGUUUCUGAAUUCUUAUUACUAUGAUUUCCCAAAUGCCCGUGUUUUUGACCCUAAUAUACCCCCUGAGGUGUUGAAAUCUCGAACAGUUCCUGAGAUGGAGCGACUCUCUACUCUUUACAAUGCAGAUGUUGGUCUCUACAUGCUUGCCAACAAGUGGAUGGUAGAUGAGAGUGAACUUCGUGUUAUUCACUAUACACUUGGUCCCCUUAAACCUUGGGAUUGGUGGACAUCUUGGCUCUUAAAACCAGUUGAUGUCUGGCAGAAUGUUAGGGAACAGCUUGAAGAAUCCCUUCCUGGAACUGGAGGAGGCAAAAAUCCUAAUGAUGAGCUUCUAGUCAAAGUCCUCUUCCUGUUACCUUUGUGUGCUCUACUUUUUUGUUACUAUCGUUCUUUCCUUCAGACGGGGGGUUCACUUUCCAGAACUUCAUUAUGCAAUCAGAUCCGACAUCUUUGCUACGUAAUUAGGUCAAGUGGAACAGUUGCUUACACUGGUGUUUCUUCAUCUUCAACCAUUAAUGCGAACAGUCAAUUUCCUAACAGUGCACAGACCAAGGUGCCUGCCUACCUGGGUGGAAUUUCAGUUUUUGUAUGUUUUAUGGCUGCUGUGGUGUCCCUUGGAAUUGCUAUUGCAAUUGUGCCUCGACAAGUGAUGCCAUGGACUGGCUUGCUCUUGAUGUAUGAGUGGACGUUUACAAUCUUCUUUCUAUUGUUCGGAGCUUUUCUUCAUUUGAUAUACCAGUUGGGAAAUAGAACAGCAACUCAAUUGGGAUCUUUUUCCUCUCAUAUGGAUUCUUUUGAUUCUGAUUCUAGAAAAGGUCAUCAAUGGCCAGCAUCCUCUUGUGAUAUUGUUACUUGGUAUUAUGGGUUGGGGAUGGCUUUUUUGGCGAUCGCUACCCCAUCCUUGCCUUGUAUUUUUGGAAUCACCGCUCUGUUCUUGAGGAUGGGUCUGAUGGUGGUUGGAGGGCUCAUAUUAGCAUCUUUCAUGACAUAUGCUUCGGAGCAUCUUGCAAUUAGGUCGUUCAUCAAAGGUCUUGAACACCGGGACACCCCACGAUCAAGGAGUUUAUGUUUCCUAUGUUGAUAGAAGGCUUCAAGAUGCCAUGGUACUUACCUGCACCUCAUUUUUCCCUUUAAUUUGUAUUUUAUUUAACAUACCAUCACAACAAUUGAUUUGUAAAAUAUUGCAGAAAAUUUUGUCAAAAUAGAAAUGCAAUUUUUUCUCCAUCAGGUGUUUGUUUGUUACUUUGUUGUAAUUGAAAUUACAUCAAGCAAAAGCUUUCUAGAAGAGGUAGCCAUUUCCUUCCUUGUAUGCACUUUUCAAAAAUAGGCAGUUAAGUCUGACAACAUUUUCAUGGACUAUGUUUUUUGCACUCGUGUACGUGUCAGAUUCGGAUAUGUUUCCGACAUGGAUAUGUUUAUUUUUUUGAAUUUUUUUUUCAUAUAUUUGGACGGUUGGAUAUUCAUAUUCAUACUUGUUAUAUAUGUAUGAGACAAAAUUGUAUGAUAUCAUUUUCAUGGAUUAUGUUUUUGGCACUCGGUGUAAGUAUCAGAUCUGGAUAUGUAUCUGACAC